This is a messenger RNA of Beta vulgaris subsp. vulgaris (sugar beet), 1222 nucleotides long. Its product is annotated as aquaporin TIP1-2. The record is from RefSeq and is a predicted model, not a curated record. Gene Ontology annotation, molecular function: water channel activity. Gene Ontology annotation, biological process: water transport; transmembrane transport. Gene Ontology annotation, cellular component: plant-type vacuole membrane. Lineage: Eukaryota; Viridiplantae; Streptophyta; Magnoliopsida; Caryophyllales; Amaranthaceae. Bases 94 to 858 code for a protein of 254 amino acids. The transcript is spliced from 2 exons.
CCCAACUCCGUGAAGAGGAGACUAGAAACAUCAUUUCUACCCAAAUUAAAAACAAUUAUCUUCUCUUUGUCAAGUGCUAACAAGAAAGAAAUUAUGCCGAUCAGCAGAAUUUCUGUGGGUACCCCGGAUGAGGCCCGCCACCCAGACACUCUAAGGUCGGGAUUGGCUGAGUUUAUCUCAACUCUUAUCUUCGUGUUCGCCGGACAGGGUUCUGGGAUGGCUUUCGCUAAGCUUACCGAAGGUGCUGCUAACACCCCUGCUGGUCUUGUUGCUGCUUCUAUUGCUCAUGCUUUUGCGCUUUUCGUUGCGGUUGCUGUCGGAGCUAACAUCUCUGGUGGACAUGUUAACCCUGCUGUUACUUUUGGCGCUUUUGUUGGUGGUAAUAUUACUCUUCUUAAUGGCAUUGUUUACUGGAUUGCUCAACUUCUUGGCUCUGUUGCGGCUUGCGCUUUGCUUAAGUUUGCCACUGGUGGCUUGGAAACUGCUGCCUUUGCUUGCGCUACCGACGUAUCCGCAUGGAACGCCCUAGUAAUGGAAAUAGUGAUGACCUUCGGAUUGGUAUACACCGUGUACGCCACCGCCAUCGACCCAAAGAAGGGCAACAUCGGAAUCAUUGCUCCCCUCGCUAUCGGUUUAAUCGUUGGUGCUAACAUCCUUGCCGGUGGUGCCUUCGACGGUGCUUCAAUGAACCCAGCCGUGUCCUUUGGUCCAGCCGUCAUGAGCUGGAACUGGACCAACCACUGGAUCUACUGGGUUGGACCACUCAUUGGUGCUGGAAUUGCUGGUCUUAUCUAUGAGUUUAUCUUCAUUGGUCACCAAGAGCCUGCAUCAGCUGACUACCAAAGACUUUCUGCUUAAAUUUUCAAAAUUCAAUAAUAAUAAAAACCAAAAAAAAAAAAAAAUCAUGUUCUUGAUCCAUGUGAAUUUUUAGUUAAAAUGUAAGAUGGGAGUUUGUUUUCAUUUUGUAGUUUGAUGGAAUAUUAUUGGCUUUUUAUUGUAUCAUUUUGAGGAUUUGAAUUUGUGGGCUUUUGGUUUUUGUGACAAAUUCUUCCAAUCAUGGUGGUAAUCUUAUGUGGGUCGUUCAUUAAUCGUCACCAUCAUUUAUUAUGAGAUUCGUUCUUUUAUUUUAAGUGGAUUGAAUGGAUGGUGAUGUUUUGGGCGGUAUUCUCAUGAGUCUCAUAUCAUGGAUGUAUUUAUUUAAUAUUAUGUGCUCUUAUCCUAA